Misgurnus anguillicaudatus (oriental weatherfish) is the source of this 1753-nucleotide messenger RNA. The record is from RefSeq and is a predicted model, not a curated record. Lineage: Eukaryota; Metazoa; Chordata; Actinopteri; Cypriniformes; Cobitidae.
AUAUACAUCUUGUUUUAGACAUGCUGUGAUUUAUUUUUAGGAUGUGUUGAAUACUUUUCAUGGCCGUGACACGUUGUGUAGCUCUUCAGAUGGUAAACUGCAGUCACAAUCCGCAUCUGAGGGUGAAAAGGAUGCGUUGGAGACUUCUCCUCAUGGCCGGGACAUGUCUACCUCUUCAGCUGAUGAACUGCACUCACAAUCUGCAUCUGAGGGUGAAAAGGCUUAUGGCAAGGACAUGAACCUAAAUGAAGUCCCAUCUACACAAAGCAGUGAGGAAGAUGAUUACUUCACAUGUUCUUUGCCAUGUCAGCCCUGUUUCUUUUUUAUUGAAAGAAAAGAAUGGCAAAGGCUAAGACAAAACCAGAAGGGAAGACAUUUUCAAGGACUUCAGUGGACCAACAUUAUAGCCAAGGGCAUCAAGUCUCUGCAUCCCAUGUGCAGCUUCGGCUUCAAGAGACACUGUGUUAAAUCCCUGCGUUCACAGACAUCAGCACCUGUUUUCACAUGUAUGGGAUACUGUCGUUUCAGAGAUUGCCCUGUUACUGUACAUGUGAAAGUUGCUGAUGAGUCAACUCUGAAAGCAGCUGUUGUGUUCUUUGGAGGUGAAGUCUGUCAUAACACCACGGAAGUGCAGAGUAGGCCAGUACGUGCAGGUGCACGUGAGUCUAUAGCAGAAGUCCUGGCAACAAAGCUUCCAAGAAGCCUUUAUUUGGAGUCCAUGCAAAAUCUUCCCAAAAAGGUCAUUGAUUCAGGGUGUAGAGAUGAUGCGCCGAGUAAAGAGGUCCUAAAAAACAUCUCAUGGAGUGAGCGAAAAAAAUCCAGACUUCAUUCUGAUGAUCUGAUUAGUUUAAAGGCAAUGCUUGACCAACAGACUGGUACCGACAAUGACGUCCUGCAGGGGAUUAACAUGCACCCAAAAGGGAUCAUGCUUUGGUCUAGAAAAACACUUUCUGUGUUGUUCAAAAGGUGUAAGGAGGAUGUAGUCUAUAAUGAUGCUACAGGGAGUAUUAUUCAAAACCCAAGGGCAGGAAAUCCACCAUACUAUGUGUAUGAGUUAAUAGUGAGAAAUCCAUCCAAAGGUGCCUCCCCUUUACCUGUGGCAACAUAUGUAACAUGCGACCACACAACAGCAUCCGUGACCUACUUCCUGCAGUCUUUUCAAACACAUCUUGUCAGAAUGUAUGGAACAUCUGUAUAUAAAAGGCCAGUCAUGAUCAUGUGUGAUGGCUCCAUUGUGCUCAUGCAAGCGAUUUCAAUAACAUUCUGUAGGACUGGUCUGGAAGAUUUACUGCAGAAGUACUAUGCCUUAAUUAGUGGACAGUAUACUUCUGAAGUAUUUGACCUUCCUAUUCUUCACAGAUGCCUUAGUCACUUCAUGAGAAAUGCCAAGGAUCUUUGCAAAAAACAGUACAUAUUUUUGAUAUCUUACUGUCUCAUUUACUUGCAUUACUUUACCUGUGAUUUUAAAACCUUUUUAUUGCUUUGUAGAAUUCCACAACACUACAAGCUGGCUAUGCAUGUAGUUGUUCUCCUUGCUUGCAGUAGGACACUGAAAGAGAUGGACGAUGUGCUGCACAUUUCAUCAGUUCUCUUUUGCAGUCCUUGCAGUGGAGAAAAUGUGGCUAAGCACUACAACCAUCUCCAGUUGCUUUUUCAACAAAGAGGAACAUCUUUGUGGAUAAAAUCAUUGCUGAAGACUACCAGGUAUUAAAAGGCAAUAUUCUGUGACUCUGGGCAGACCAAACAUGCAAUA